Tribolium madens (black flour beetle) is the source of this 3148-nucleotide messenger RNA. Its product is annotated as limbic system-associated membrane protein. Gene Ontology annotation, biological process: homophilic cell-cell adhesion; synapse organization. The transcript is spliced from 11 exons. Gene Ontology annotation, cellular component: plasma membrane; axon; neuronal cell body. Lineage: Eukaryota; Metazoa; Arthropoda; Insecta; Coleoptera; Tenebrionidae. The record is from RefSeq and is a predicted model, not a curated record. Bases 325 to 1863 code for a protein of 512 amino acids. Gene Ontology annotation, molecular function: axon guidance receptor activity; protein binding.
GUUCUUCCGCGUUCUUGGUUAGAUGUAGAUGCGUGCUGGAAGGCCGUAUUUUCGAGUCGACGCGUGUUCUUGUGAACUUUUUCGCGCCUUUCAUCGGAGUUUCAUGGCACCUGAUUUACAUGUUUUAAUUGGAUCGGAAGGUUGAAAUUUUCGAGUGUUUAAAUAAAAUGUCAUUCGUAAAACUACUUAAUUAAAGAACUGCUAAAAAGGACAAUAAGUGCAAAUGUGAAUUGGUUGAAAUAAUUACAAGUGACUGAAACGGUAAUUUUGAGAAGUUUUCAAGUGAACUGAUUUGUUUAUUUAAGUGUAAAAUAAACUGACAGGAUGUGUUCUUUGCUUUCUACACUGUUCGUUGUUUCGGCGGUUCUUCUACAAGAAUCCUGCCAGGCAAGCAUCAAGGUCGAUCCUGCGACGCUACCCACAUUUCUCACGUCGAGCCAAAUGUUUAAGGUCACAGAAAAGGACACGGUUAUCCUGCCAUGCGAGGUCUCCAAUCCCGGUCCGUACGUGCUAGCCUGGAAAAAAGGCAUCGCAGUUCUUUCUGCCGGCAACGUGAAGGUAUCUCCCGAUCCUCGUAUCAGUCUGGUUGAUGGUUACAGUCUGGAAAUUAAAGAGGUUACCCCCCAAGAUGGGGGCGACUACGUUUGCCAGAUCGGCACACUCGAACCGAGGGAAAUCACGCACACCGUGGAAAUUUUAGUGCCUCCAAGAAUAAACUACGUGUCGUCGAAUGGACGUGUCGAAGUAAAGAAGGGAUCAUCAGUGCGGUUAGAGUGUAGAGCAAAUGGUAAUCCUCCACCUAAAAUAACAUGGUCGAGGAAAAACAAUGUCCUGCCAUCAGGAGAUCAAACACUGGUGACUCCAGUGCUAACACUGGAUAAGGUGGAUAGGCAUCAAGCUGGAGUGUACAAAUGCACGGCAAGCAAUGGGGUCGGACAAGACGUCACUCAAGACAUAAAUCUUCACGUUUUGUAUCCCCCGGAAAUUUCUGUCGAGAAACCGCUGGUUCAUUCAGGGGAAGGUCAGGAGGCGCAGCUGGUCUGUAUUGUCCAUGGGGAGAACCAACCUGAGGUGCUGUGGUAUCGGGACACGAUGCAGCUGGAUACAACAGAAAGAAGAAUAAUGGAAUCACGCGGCUCCAGACAUACACUCCUCAUUCGCAAAGUACACCGUUCCGACUUUGGAAAUUACACUUGCGUGGCGGAUAAUCAACUGGGAAAAACGAGAAAGAGCGUCCAAUUAACCGGUAAACCCAACCCCGCGAAAUUCAACAGCGCGACGCGAGGCAACUGGCGAGACAGCUACAACAUCAGUUGGGCCGUAGAGUCCUACAGCCCGAUCGAGGAAUACAAGUUGCUUUUCCGGGAACUUCCGGAUAAUUCAGGAUCGGACGACGGCCACCCGCAGCCUCUGCACCACCAGAGUCAAAGAAAAUUCAACCCGGGCCGAGAAAACCGGACGCACGGCGCCGUCUACUACAACGUGGGCAACGGCUACGGCCGCCAGAUAAUCGACAGAAGGGCCGAUUGGCGAAACGUCAUCCUCCCGGCCACCACCUCGCAGUCUUCUGGUUUUCAGUCGAUGAGUUAUGUGAUUCGGGGGCUGGUGCCGGGGCAGAGCUACGAGGCCAAAGUCCAAGCGCGGAACAAAUUCGGGUGGAGUCCCGUUUCUGAUGCUUUCACGUUUCAGACCACAGACACAGAAUUGACCUUUCCAGAACGACCCCAGACUCCCCGGCAUGUUUUCGAAGAAAAUGAUCUAAAUGGAUUCGGAAUAAGAAUAUAUAGGAGUUCGGCCAGUUUACUAUCGACCGAGGCCGUCAUUCUGUGCGUCGCAUUCACAUUCUUUGAUUUCUUCAACUAAAACGACGUGCUUUUAGUUUAAGACACUUUCUUUGUAAAAUAGAUUCACUAAUAGGUAUCACACCAAGUCGUAUGAUUUUCGCAUAGCAUUACCAAUGAUCCAAUCACUUGAUAAUGCUAUGCCAAUGCUAUAAAUGUGCACUUUGUAAAUGAUAACCUUUCUUUAUGAUAAAUAAGUUUUGAUACUUGCCUAUGAUAAAAAGCGAAAUUUAUAAUUAAACAAUUUUCCUUUUGCAAUUAGGAAAUUGAGAAGUUUGGGUGAGUAACUCUUUGUUAAAAAUUAACAUAGUGCCAUAUAAAUUAAAGCAAUGUAAUUGUUAAAUGUUUUGCUGAAUUAUUUAUUGUCAUAGUUGAAUAUUCUCAGACUAUUUGAUAUAUUUCGUGUUGUCACUGAUAGGUUGCUGGCAUUUGUUAAAACACCGGAUUUCUUCACAAUUCUUCAUUAUCCGGGAAAAGUACGCUUAACGUGUGAAACACGACAAAGCUAGAUUUCUAUUUAUUUGUACAUAACUAAAACGGUGUUUUAACAUUUAACACUUGUUUGUAUUUACGUUUUUUGUAAAAGGGUCCAAAUAGCCUCAGCUUUAAUUAUUUGCUGCUCCUCACGACGUGCCAAUACUCUUCAAAGGUCACAUUUGCACCUCAAACGUUUAUUUUUCUGCUCCCAUUGGACAAAUCGAUCGACUCUUUUACUAUCGACCUAGGGGUAUCGGCCGUCACUGCUCAUUCAGUUCGACAUCCCAGAUUGUGAACCUGCCAUUAUAUACGUAUCUACGCUAAUUUUAUAUGUAAAUACAGAUAGCAUAGAAGCUUUUAAAAUAUUUCUACUUAUUCUAUAUACACAGUAUUACUGUAAAUAAUUAUGUGUAUUUUAAAAUUACAGAGUUAAAAUUAAGAUUAGCUCACGUUUGGAAACGGUCCAGUUUCAGACGUGAGCUUCGUGAUGCAAAUGAUGAGUGUAUGGCUCCAUGUGUAAUUAGGAAAGAUUAUUUUUAUUAUGUAUAAGAUAAGCAGCUUAUAAGUGUCGUGAUAUAUGAUAAUCAUACUCUUACCUACAUUCUAGAUUUACUUACCACCAGAUUUUAUUCGGCCCUUCGAAUCAAAAGUAUACUAGGCUACUAAUAUGUGAACUGUGUUAUUUAACCACUUUUAUGUGCUAAUCGAGGUGAGACUCAAAGUGCUACACGAACUAAGUGACGGAAUGGGCUAAGCGAUGUGCAGAUUUAUGAUUGUAUGUCACACACGGAACUGACAAAUUAAUAUGAAUAAACCAUGUUUAUAUUGUA